AUUCGUAACCGAUCCUUGUGUUUCGUUGCAGAGUCGUUUGGGCAGAACUACCCCGAGGAAGCUGAUGGGACGCUGGACUGCAUUAGUAUGGCUCUCACGUGUACCUUUAAUAGGUGGGGCACGCUACUUGCUGUAGGCUGCAAUGAUGGACGCAUUGUCAUUUGGGACUUCUUGACAAGAGGCAUAGCAAAAAUCAUAAGUGCUCAUAUCCACCCUGUCUGUUCUUUAUGCUGGAGCCGAGAUGGUCACAAGCUGGUGAGUGCUUCAACCGAUAACAUUGUAUCGCAGUGGGAUGUUCUGUCUGGAGACUGUGACCAGAGGUUUCGGUUCCCUUCACCCAUCUUGAAAGUGCAGUACCAUCCUCGAGACCAGAACAGAGUUUUGGUAUGUCCUAUGAAAUCUGCACCCGUGAUGCUAACGCUUUCAGACUCCAAACAUGUUGUUCUCCCCGUGGAUGAUGAUUCCGAUUUGAAUGUGGUAGCAUCUUUUGAUAGGCGAGGGGAAUAUAUUUACACUGGCAAUGCAAAGGGAAAGAUCUUGGUUUUAAAAACGGAUACCCAGGAUCUGGUUGCUUCUUUCCGAGUAACAACUGGAACCAGCAACACCACGGCUAUUAAAUCAAUCGAGUUUGCUCGGAAAGGAAGCUGCUUUUUAAUAAACACUGCUGACCGAAUCAUCCGUGUGUACGAUGGCCGGGAAAUCCUAACCUGUGGGCGAGAUGGGGAGCCUGAACCCAUGCAGAAGCUGCAGGAUUUAGUGAACAGGACACCAUGGAAGAAAUGCUGUUUCUCUGGGGAUGGGGAGUACAUUGUGGCAGGAUCAGCCCGUCAACAUGCCCUGUACAUCUGGGAGAAGAGCAUUGGGAACCUAGUAAAAAUCCUCCAUGGGACCAGGGGGGAGCUGUUGCUAGAUGUAGCAUGGCAUCCUGUCCGACCCAUCAUUGCUUCCAUUUCCAGCGGUGUUGUGUCCAUUUGGGCUCAGAACCAAGUGGAAAACUGGAGUGCCUUUGCGCCUGACUUCAAAGAGCUAGAUGAAAAUGUGGAAUAUGAAGAGAGGGAGUCUGAGUUUGAUAUUGAAGAUGAAGACAAGAGCGAACCAGAGCAGACAGGUGCGGAUGCUGCAGAGGAUGAGGAGGUGGAUGUAACCAGUGUAGAUCCCAUUGCUGCAUUCUGUAGCAGCGAUGAAGAACUGGAGGACUCCAAGGCUCUGCUGUACUUACCCAUUGCUCCUGAAGUGGAAGACCCAGAGGAAAACCCCUAUGGGCCCCCACCUGAUGCUGUUCAGACGUCUCUAACAGAUGAGGGAAUAGGCUCAGAGAAAAAGAGACAAUCUUCAUCGGAUGGACCACAGCCACCAAAGAAGAAACCUAAAACGACCAACAUCGAACUUCAAGGAGUACCCAAUGAUGAAGUCCACCCGCUGCUUGGUGUGAAGGGAGAUGGUAAAUCCAAGAAGAAGCAAGCAGGCAGGCCUAAAGGAUCAAAAGGUAAAGAGAAAGAUUCUCCAUUUAAACCGAAACUCUACAAAGGGGACAGAGGUGCUUUACCUCUGGAAGGAGCAGCGAAGGGUAAAGUGCAGGCGGAGCUGGGACAGCCUUUGACAGCAGGUGGCGCAAUCUCAGAGCUGUUAUGAAGACAUUCUGCUUUCCCUUCCUCUGUUCUUUCCAUUGCUGGCACCAUUAAGUGGAAUAUGGACAAAGUACUCAGUCAGAUAACGGACUGACUUUAAUACAGGAAGCUGAUUGUUCAUGGAUGCAGGGAGUGACUUUUAUAAGAAGUGAAUUAUGGAAGAGGAAACCGCCUUCAUUCCUUCUCUUCAGCCCCCUCUCCCCAAAACAGUGUAUGCUAUUGACUCUCAGGACAAAAGAUUCACAAGGAAGUUAAGUGGAAUGCCUCCUUGUUGACUUGCAUAAAGUUUCCCCAAGCAAAUUGGUAACUACCACACUGCUUUUCUAGGCUGCACACCUGCUUUCGGUUUCUUUCCAGUGUUUUACUUUGGGAACUGAAGAACACUGAACACUUUAUUCCCAGAACCCUGUAUCCUGUGCCAGUGUGCCCCAUGCAGACUUCCAUUUCAUUUUGAUAAACUGUCAUUUAAGGAGUAAGCUGUUUGUAUUUUUAGUCUUUAUCCUCUGUGCUGCUUAUGCUACCAUACUGUGAACUCUAAGGAAAACUGAUGAGGUUUUCAUACACA
Molecule: messenger RNA, 2193 nt
Organism: Gavialis gangeticus (Gharial)
Lineage: Eukaryota; Metazoa; Chordata; Crocodylia; Gavialidae
Gene: RBBP5
Product: RB binding protein 5, histone lysine methyltransferase complex subunit
Exons: 13
Coding region: 88-1632 (514 amino acids)
Cellular component (GO): Set1C/COMPASS complex
Molecular function (GO): protein binding
Source: RefSeq, a predicted model, not a curated record